AUGGCGAACGACGGGUCGGGCGUCGAGAGCAGCCUCCUCACCUUCGCGCCAUGGUAGGCCGUGUGCCGUGGGACACCAGUCACUGGCAUGGAGUGCGCAUCUUCUGUUCUGUGAAGGCAAGAGGCGCUGUACGGUGUCCUCUAUGUGAUGGACUCGUCCACCAAUGAGAAGCCUGAGGAGGCAAUAAUCAUCGGAACAGGCAUGGAUGCUCAACGCACGAUAUGCAGCAGCCCCAUAUGUCUUUGCCUGUGUGUGUGUUUGUGCGUGUGCGGUGACAGGAAUUCGUGUGCCGGCUCUGCAAUACGUGAACCUGGCGGUUGUGUUUGUGCUUGACCUUCUCCAGCUGGUGCCGCUAUUACUGCCGCUGAACAAAUCCCUCGAGUGCGAAAAAUGGUGCGCAACGGCAGGCAGGGUCUGUCGGUCUCUCAUGAAAUGGACUGUGUCAGGGACAUAUACGACGCGAGGUGCAUCUUUCACUUCUCUACCUCGCCCUUCGAGAUCUUUGGGGGUGGGCAGCAAGGGAGGGCGCCUGCCUGCCCUGCCUAUGCAUGGGAGCACGGGAGCUGCGCCUGUGUGAUGUGCCUUGCAGGUCGAAACAAGAUCCAGUAUCUCUCCGUUCUGGGCGUGGUCGAGGCUCUCAUCCUCCUCACCGCCCUCACCGUCGCCAUUGUCGCACAGACAUUUAAGUCCAAGGAGGUGCCGAAAUCAUUCAUACCAUCACUGACUCAGGAAGCUGACAGACAAGGACCAUUCUCGCAUCGUGUGUCUGACGUUUAGGUGCAUCUGAUCACGCCAAUUAUCUUACUGAGGGGAUUUGUCAGAAUGUGAGCCGUCGUCACAGCUACUGGAGGGAACCACUUUGUGUUUGUCUGUCUGUCAACGCCAGCUUUGUGACGACGUUUUUCUCAUCGAGUGUUGCUAUUCUCAUGUCACUGUUUUCCUGCCGGCUGAUGGAGCUACGGCUGACGGACGGCGACUUCAAGUGCUGGGAGGCGGCUCACAUUGUGAUGCUAUUUCCAUCCAUUGCUGCAUUGCUGUUCCUGGUAAGAGAUGGUAGUGGGCACAACGCACACACAUGAUAUCUCCUUGAUCUACCUGUGUCUCAGGUGCCCCUCGGUUUGGUUACAGCUUUGCCUUAUAACAACUUCAAGCCGUUUUCGACGGACCUUUCCGUCCAAGCCCAUGGACGGAGUGAAUUCUGGUCAGCGAGACAGCUGCAGCACUUGUUGCACGAACCUGAGUCGACGUGUCUCUUAUGCAUGUGGAUGUAGGUACACUGCUACCAAGACUCUGGUCAACGUGACGUUCAUCGUGGCAGUGUCGGCGCCAAACCUGGGCAUCUAGUUCUGCCGUCAAUCUGAUAGCGCUGGGCUACGUGACAGUCCUCUUCUUCGCCCAAGGUCAGUCAGUAGUCGAGCACCUCGUUCGCACACUCUUCUCACGACGUUUGUCCUUUUCAGCCCCAUUCUUUCACGACAGUGCGAAUAGGAUGCGGGAUGCCAUCCUGGCGGUGCUGCUCACGAUUGCUGUCUUUGCUUUGAUAAGAGAGAUCCGAUCCGUCAACGUGAGCGGCAUGAGCCAGUAGAGCCUCGCGACACUCUUUCUCUGAUUCACGCCCCUUUGCGGGAGAUGUCUCACGCAGGAUCUGCUGGUGGUUGGCGUGUGUCUGUUCAUGCUGCCGAUGGGCGCAUGGCUCGCCCUGGUCCGCAAGAAUGUCCUUCGGUCGCAGGUGGCCGCCGAGCUGCAUGCUUUGACCGCCGUCUUCACCGAGGAGUACAACACAUGUUUGUCCGCUCUCCUGGCUGAGGAAACGGGCGAAGGUCCGAGUGCCCGCAGAGGAUCGUUCAGAGGCAGGUGUGUGAGUGGGCAGACAGAGACACACAUUUGUAUACAGUCCCAUCUCGUGAAUGCUGGUGCUUGAUUGCAGGGACGACUAUGAAGAAAGUGAUAGCACUGAGAGUGUGGCUGACGGCGGUACCGAGGGGGGGCGAGCUAUCGUACCAGUCCCUUCUCCCGCAGCGCGCUCUGCGGACCUGAUCCCCCUGGGCACAUCGGCCAUCACGAGGCACUCCUCCCGAGCCCGGACGCCGUCCGUCAUCAGCAGAACCGUUGGCAACAGGCGGGUGCUGGGAGUGGCGGCAGGCGAGAACGAACAACCGAAAACCGCAAUGGAGAUCGUCAGCGAGAGAAUGAGCUCAUACAGGUGCCGCAGACAUAGACAGGAGGGGUGCAAACACGCAGUCCCGCCCUUUUGAUGGAUGUGCCGGAUAUGGUAUGGUCAGGUUGACCCGGUUGCGAUCGAGCGUGAUAUGGGAGACCGAUCUGGAGUUGGUUCUGCGCAUCUUCAGGGACGAGUGGUUCCUCUACUCCUCCAAGGAGAAGCCAAUGGCCCGUGCGGUCAUGACGGAGACCAUCCUGGCAAUUCUGCAGUCCACCAAUUUCAGGUCAGCUACAGCGUGAUCCUCCUUCCGCAGUUCACAAACGAGCUGUUCUCUAACAAUUUCAGUGGCUACACAUACAUGUGGCUGGCGCUCGUCAACCGCUAUUUCUUGUACGCUGCCUGCCACGGCACAUGGAUGUUCAUCCGUACGGAUGUCUCUUGUCCUUUUGGUGCCUCAGCGACGAGACCUUCCUGUGCUACAAGUACAUCAAGCUUUCGCAUUCGCAGACAUCCAAGUGGCACCUCGACAUCAACUACAUUCUCUAUCAGUAAGCCAGUGGCUGCGGGAGGAUGGGCUAGGCCGUUACGCACACUAUUGCUUUCAUCCAUGAACAUCAGACUGCAGAAGGACAUCGAGACAGCACGGCAAAUGGAGUUCCUCGGCGCCGGGGGCAAGAAGACCAACCUAAUCGACAUUAUGACGUACCAGAAAUGGUCCAGGGCCGCGAAACUGAAUCACAUGCAGGCCCUCAAGAAGAUGAGUCGAUUCUGGUGAACCAUGACCACCCUGCGCCUGUCACACAUGAAUACUACAAAACUGACCGUACAUGAUGGUUUGCUUGUUCAGGCGCGCCCUGGCUGCUGAAGGCAAGACGGCUACCGCCAAGCCCUCCAAGGCUAGGUGAGACACGAGCCUGUAAAUGAUCGAUCCCCUGGCCUACCUGCCUGCCCGCCUGCCUGUCCCUGUCUCUGUCUGUCUUUGUCGGAGCGAUGAUGUUGAGAGAAGCACUUGAAGCGGUCUCAAAUGCCCAUCACAGCUACGUCAACCUCUUGAAGCGUUUUCCACGCAGCAAAGACGUAGGGAUGGACAGAGAAGAUGAGCCACUCAUGGAAGGCCGAUUGUUUGUGUGACUAGGCACUGGAGUUGUUCGCGAAUUUUGUGCGGCAGGUGCGAUGACAAAGGCGCAACACUAUGCUGAUUUCAUCGUUUGUGAUUCUUCUGCUAUUGCAGCUGUACAACGAUGACAGCAGGUCAGCGACUCACUCCGGGAAACAGCAUUAUCAGAUGUGACAGAGAGACACCAGCAUUGCCACACAGAGCCGAGCAAAUGAUGAACCAGACGGAAACUGACGACGUCGGAUCCGUUGCCCACAGUGAGCAAAGCGAACGAAUUCAGUAGAGCACACUGAGGCUGUCAUCCUCUCUGUCUGUCCGUGAAUGCUUGCAGGCCAGAAUCCUCCCUCGUCGAUCGAGUCACCUGAGCCUGAUGCCGCUGGUUUUGAGAUUAAAGGGGGAGGUGAGGAGGAGGACGGCUUACGCGCAUGUGCAACCAGCCUGAUAUACAUUCCGUGGGAUUUGUCUUGCUUGCUGCUGAUGCAGGCAGUGAGAAAGAAAACAACAUCGCGAUAAUCGAGACCAACAAGAGAAAGCGACUCAUGUGGGUGGCGCUGCUCGCGAUCAUAGGUCAAAGACACGCACAAUAUUGGCAAAUAAAUCGGUAGCCUCGCUUCUAUUGCUUUCCUGUGCAGGCCUAGUUCUGAUGAUCAUCAUGGGCAUCGUCACACACUUCGUCCAAGUAAGACUGGGCACACAUUUCGUAUCUUCCCGCCCGUCAUAGCAACACAAAACGAUUAUCAGAUUAACGAGCUGGAGACGACUACUGGGCGUCUGCAUGACCUGCAGUACAACAGCAUCAUUAUCAACAACUGGUACGCCUCUUUGUAUGCUUUUUAUCCUUCUUCUCGUGUAUGUGACGAUGAUUACACAUUACUGUGCUCGCCGUGGAACUGUCAUGGCCGCAGGGCAAAGGUAUGCAGUUCAACGACGCUGGUCUACACGUGGUGGCGGCACCUGAGAGAGAUCAACCCCAGCGCCCAAGUCCAUCAAUCAGUUUCGACAGCGAACCUGAGCCCAACGGACCUGAGCCGACCGCUGAACAUCUCCGAAGAAGAAAUCCGAAUGCGAAUCGAUCGAGAGCUGGCCGACAUCGAGAGAUACACUAAAGAGCUGACUGAAGCCUCCAAUUUUAUCAUCGACAAAGCCGUCGAGGUCUGGCUCACACGAUGACGGAAGAGUUAGCGUCCUGUACGUACCUCUGACCUGUGCAGGAAGGGAUGCGAGACGUGGAAAAUUACUACCGAGACUACAAUCCUGAGCUCAAACUGAGCUUCUUUAACGGUACGCAUAGCAUGGAGAUUUUUCGCCGACAGUACACAUUCCUACCGCCUUUGUCUUGAUUUCAGACUUCGGAUUGCCAUAUGACAGAGUUAGAAUGUGAUUUGGCACACUCAUGUAUUGCUGUCUAUCUGUGGCUGCCGUGUUGUGUUGUGUCUCUUAUAUCGUGUCUCAACCUCACGUGCACGAUCAGGAGACCAACUACGUCGGUAAGCUGCUCUGUGAACAAUGGCCCAUGCUUGCUGAGUCAAUUGCUUUGCCGUGCUGUCCUUGUGAUGCAGAGGUAGUUACUGAGUUUCUCGUGGCGGUGUAAAAGAGUACUUGUAGAGAAGGCCGCAGAGGAAUCGCGUCAUUUCAAGUACAUCUUGCAAGUAACAUAGGAGCUGGCCAGCUAGAGCUGGUCAGAGAAGCGUAUUUGUUCAUGUAUCCACUCAUCGAUUUCUCUUCAGAACUGUCUCGGUGCGCCGGGAAUUGGUGGUCAGACGAUGGAUGGAGCUUGACCACAUAAACAAGAGUCAGUAACCACAGAACGGAAUCAACUGCUUGGGUGAAUCGUCCGAUUCCGCCUUCUCCGUGCAGUUGUGAAUCACAGCGAGGGAGUGAUUCUCGCCUGCAUUCUUACCACGCUUUGUCUCAACGUCUUCAUCGCGGUUGUCGUGCUGUGGAUGGUUCAGAUCGGGAUGGUCAGCGACGUUCUGAAUAGAUGACAUCUGCACGCACAUCGUCUCUGCGCAUUGUGGGCGUGUAUGUAGUCCGAGUUUGAUCUGCAAUCCGACGUUGGGCUGGCUAUUCACAUUGCCUUCUCACUCUCGCAGCGACAGGUCAGUAACCGACGGGGCUUAGCACCGCUCACCACGGCAUAUUCCUGCGGUGUCUGCCUUAAAUGUGCCUCGAUCUGACAGAAAAUCCGGCUCCGAAAACGCUUCGCCAAAGAAGCAAGGAAAGGAAUCGCAUUGGGUGAUUUCGAAGGCGCCUUCGGCGACCAAGAUGACCUACCCAGGAGCGGCUGA
This is a messenger RNA of Vitrella brassicaformis, 5566 nucleotides long. The record is from the annotation of a GenBank genome assembly. NCBI's taxonomy places the organism in Eukaryota, Vitrellaceae.